This is a messenger RNA of Lymnaea stagnalis (great pond snail), 18218 nucleotides long. The record is from the annotation of a GenBank genome assembly. Lineage: Eukaryota; Metazoa; Mollusca; Gastropoda; Lymnaeidae.
GUGACUGUGACAGUAUACCACUAAAAAAAAAAGUCGUUUUAAAAUGGCCGCCGUUAAACUAAACCUUAGCUUACAUUCAAAAGCAAGAGAAGGAUUUAAUGACCAUCGAAACAUUCAACUAUUAAAUCUUCCCCCGAGCACUGAAGGGGUGAGAGAAAAUAUUUUUUGGGGGACCUAUUUUGUUUGGGCUAGCACCGACGUUAAGUGCAUAUAAAUUAUAUAAAAAAAAAAAAGCUUGCUUACUUUUUUACUUUUUACAAGUUGUAGUCAAAUCAAAUAUUUAAUUAUUUUAUAAUUUAUAUUUCUAUAAUAAUAUUAUUAAUAUAGUCAGUAUAGUAACUGUGACAUUUUGUAGCAAGUAAACCUAUGCCUAUGCCUAACAACUUCAACUACCACCACAACAAACAAUGUGAUGCAUCACAUUAAAAUUAAUGUUAUAAUGGGUUAUUAAAGAUUAAGAUAGUAAUAGUAAUGACUGAGUCUGAGAGUAAUGAAACCAAUUUUCCAAAUAAUGGGCCUAAACUUUUACUUUUUGGUAAAUAUUCAAUUCUAUACAAAUCAAUACCACCAACAUAUUCGUUAUAAUGAUGGGGGGGGGGGGGGAAUGGUCUCAGUAGAAAGUACUCCAGGUUUUAAAAAAAACCAACAUUUUUCAUCCAGAAACUCUAAAAGUCGAAAAAUAGCAUAUUUAUAUCUCGAAUGCUGUAAAAAUAUCACACUGCAAUGUUUUGUACGAAAUAUUGACAUAAUGUUGCCAUUUAUUUUCACAAAUGAACUGGCCAGAUAUACUAAGUAGUAGAGGUACUAUUAAUGGUAAUAUUUAGUCCAUCAUAUAUUUUGUUAGGCUAUGUCAUUGGUUCUAAAAUUUUGUUUCCCGACACCUAUUCCAAAUUCAGAUUUUCACCAAGCUCCCUGUGUUAAAUUCGAACAAGUACACUUCCAAAUAGCAAAUACAUAAAUAAAAUAAAGGGUUGUGUAGUAGGGUGGCCCAAAAACUCAACUUUCACCUAUAGAGCAAGACACCCUCUAACUUUUUUCCUUAUAGCAAACCUUUAAUUAGGGCAGAGUUUCAGCCUCUUGUGCCAACUGCAAGGUGAUGCUCAACGACCAUGGAUUUUCAAAAUUUCAUCGAAAUUUGCUGAACUUUCAUGCAAUUUACAUUUUGCAUAUUUACUUACUGUAUCGUGUUCUUUGUGUUAUAUUUUACUUACUUAGGGUUGGCUGUUUAACUAUUCUAUGUCAUAACUUCCUGUUUAGUGUUACUGUCACAGAGCUAAGUUGAGUUAAGGGAGUUAAGUGAGGUGAGAAUUAAGACUUAUAAUUUAUAGAGUAUGGAACUUGGUAAGACGAACCAUUCAGAAAAAAGAAUGGAAGAAGAGUACAAUGGAAGAUGGAAUCAUGGCGGUUGUUUUUAGUCCAUGCUAUUAAUAUAUUAAUUAUGUGACGAUGAGUACAUAACGAUCAAAAUUAGCAAAUCAAGUAAACAGCAAGACAAGAUAACUCAAGUAAAGAAAACCUCUCGAGACCAAUUGUUCAAUCCAAGUGUAACAAGUGCUUUUGACCGUAAUAAAAGAUCUGAUCGUGAAGCUGUUCGGCUACUUAUUCCUAUUGCUGCAGCCCUUGGUCACGAUCCAAAUGCACUUCCUAUUUCACGUAGCACUAUUCAACGAGCGCAGUCAAAUGCUAGGCAUAAAAUUUCUAAAGCAAUGAAAGAUAAUUUUGAGCCAACUUGCCCAUUAGUAAUCCAUUGGGAUGGAAAGAUACUUCCAGCAAUAUUUGGGGAAGGCUCAGUUGACAGGCUACCAGUUUUAGUUUCAGGUGAUAAUAUGGACAAACUGUUAGGUGUGCCAAAGGUGAGCUCUGGAACUGGUGAGAAUGAAGCAAAUGCUGUUCACAAAUUGUUGGUGGAGUGGCAGCUGGUUGUGAAGGUUCAGGCUAUGUGCUUUGACACAACCUCAGUAAAUAACGCAGAAUAAAUGGAGUAUGUGUUGGCGUUGAAAACAGGCUAGGUUGUGAACUUCAUUGGUUAGCCUGUCGUCAUCAUGUAAUGGAGAUCAUCUUGUCAAAGGUUUUCACCAUCUACUGAGGACCUUCAAACUCCCCAGAUAUCCCGCUUUUUAAACGAUUCAAAGGCUGUUGGAGUGUCAUCACCAGGCAGAAUUUUUCAGAAUUCCAGGUGACACCUGAAGCUUCCAGUUUAUCAGAUGCAACCAUUGCAGGCCUGACCAAAGAGCACCUAAAGGAACAAGUCAGAGAUGAUUACAUGGAGCUUAUUGAGUUGACUCUGAUUGUUUUGGGACAUCCACCGAGUACAAUCCACUGGAGGGCUCCAGGACCAGUACAUCGUGCUUGCUGGAUGGCAAAAUUAAUUUAUGCCAUGAAAAUAUAUCUCUUCCGCAACCAAACAGAUGUAUUCAAGCUUACAAAGAAAGAAGAAGCCCAAGUUGAGCGCUUUGUUAAGUUUGGUGCACUAAUUUACACCAAGCAUUGGGUAACUCCUCCCCGUGCAACUGAAGCUCCAUCCAGUGAAUUACAGCUGUGGACUGAUCUCAGCAGUUACCAGAUCAUCGAUCCUGAUAUCAGUACAGAUGCAAGAAAGGUCCUAGAAAAUCAUCUCUGGUAUCUUUCAGACGAGCUUGUUGGAUUAGCCCUGUUCUCAGAUCAUGUGACAGCAGCUGCAAAGAUGGGAAUUGUGCAGGGAAUGACCUGUGAGGCUGGCGAACGAAAAGUGCGUGGAGAUUCAUCAAUUCUAAUGAAACCAGAUGUAUGUUUUGGUGACUUUGCAACUACCAGAACGGGGAACCUUCUUUGUUGUCAUAACAUUGACAGCGCCUUUCUUGUUUUGCCACCACAAGAGUGGCCUGCAAGUGAACAGUAUCGAUAUGGCCAGACACGAUUCAAGUCAUGACGUGUUGUGAACGACACUGCAGAGCGAGCGGUGAAGCUUUUUGAAGAAUACAACACAUUGCUUACUAUCGACGAAGUAGAAAAACAACUCUUAUUGCAAGCAGUAGUAGUGAAAGCAAACCGCAAGGCUGUUCCAACACAAAUCACCAAAAAGUCUGCUGUUCAGGCCUUAAUGUCAGAAUGACAAUAACAUUGACUGAUAAUGCACGCUUUUGUGACUUGAAUUUGAGUUGGUUAAAUUUUCAAGUUUUUUGAUGGAACAGCACAAUUUGACCUUUUAAUUGAGACAAAUGCCAAUAACCAUAUGUUUAAGCUUAGUGGUUAAUUUGAAAAAGAGUGUUGAACUGCUGAUAUUAAAAAGCUAUUGCUGGUUGUAAUUUUAAAACAUUCAACAUAUGCAUAUUGCUUCAUUUUGCUCAAAUUUCGUAAAAUUGGGAUAUUAUAUUGCUCUUGAGCACCGUCUUGUAGUUAGAAUUUAAAGCUAAAACUUUACCAAAACAUUACUAUUAGCAGAUGUAAAAACUUGAGAGGGUGUCUUGCUCUAGAGCACACAUUUCAUUUUUUGCCAUAUCUCAAUGAACCACCCUAUUGGUCACUAACAGCCAUCUACUAACUGCAAACUCAAACAGUAGUUACUCAAGUGGGUUAUUGUUUGCACCACUACUGAAAGAUGUCACAUUGGAUUAAGUAUGGAAAUCAAAUUAUGAAAAUUUUGUAAUAUUUUGCAACGCCCCUGUGAGGAAGCCCCAGCAACCAGUAUAGAAAAAUGUGCACACACCCCCACCCCGUGCGGACCAGUAAAGGAUUAUUUUUAGCGCCCCUUGUCUUUGUGAAGCAAAUAUUGACGUUUCUGUUGCCCUGAUUUUGUGCUUCUGUUGUUCUUCGCCCCAUUCUCAUGGCCCUGCCUGAGGGCAACGAGCACUCAGGGCGAUGCGGUUUGUAUUCUGGGAACCACUUGGUGUGCCAAUCACCAGUGGUGAAACAUAGUGUCGCAUUUUGUCUAGUUAAGUAACAUAUAAUUAUGUAAAGAUUAUUGGAUUUAGUUGUUUUUUUUUUUGCUUAGGGGGCGUCAAGAAAAAAGUGCCUGUGCAACAGCGGGUAGACUUUUUGCGUAUGUACUAUAUAGAUGACCCCCUCUAUGCGAUUGUUUUCUUGGGCACUGUAUGACACAAUUUUAUGACAUAAUUAUUUCAUACGGUUGACCAAGGCGAGAAAAAUAGAGAAUCCAUUCUCAACUGGUCUGCUCAGCAACAUUAGAUUUUGACAUAUUUUAUAGGAUGGGGAGGGGGGGGGGGAUCUAUUUUUAAAAGGCGCAAAACAGCUGUAUGAUUUUUAAUAUCCUCUUUUUCCCUUCACCCAUUUUAAGCUUUUGAUCUGACUUCGAGAUGAGCAAUAUUAAAUUUUACAACUAACUAUAUUUUUACCAGUGACAGACUGUGAUAAUAUGAUCUGCACGUUCACCUAAAUAUUAAUUGAUAUCUGUAGCAGAUACAUGUCUGUAAAACAAAGUGACCACAGUUAGCAACAUAAAUGUCAGUUAUCUACAUUUUACCUUCAGUUCACUUUUUUGACGCCAGCUUAACUCAAUUCCACUAGACAUGCCAUGCGAGUAGUUAUUGUAUACAUUAUAUAUGCUAUAUUUUUAUUUAUUUAUAUGCAUACUAUUAAGAUACUGUAUUGCACGAUUUUGAUAUUUGUACGAUUUUAGGAGUUUGGGGGUAAACAGGUCUGGAGUAGGUUAAAAAUUAUUUCAAUCUGACCUUGCCACCAAGGAACUGUUGAAAACCUGAAAAGUGAUUAUCAGGAAUGCACACAGUAACAUGCAAUACGAAUAUAAUAUCAUAAUGCAAUGCAUUAUAAUAGUCAUAAUUUAUUUCUUUGAUAGCCAUUAAAAUAUGUUAAGUCUAUUAUGGAUAAUUUGCCAACAAUUAUCAUCACUAGUCCAUAGUUAAAUCGCUAUUGUUUCUUACAUUGUUAUGUCUACUUAAUUCCUAAGGAAUUACAGGAAUUUCUGAAUGGAUUUAAAGCAAAAAAAAUCAAGAUCAGUGACACCCUUGAUUCAGGUGAGUAAUAACAUUUCAACAUACAAAUUGGUAAUAUUUUUCUCAUAAAAGCAAAUAAUGUAGGCCUAUUCAUUAGGACUGAAUUUUUUAAAAUGUUAAAACAUAGUUUAUAAUUGUAGUAUCAACGACAUGCAAAGUACAAAAUCUCGAUUGUGAUGCAUGCAAGAUUUAAAAAAACACACAAAAACAACUUAUCCUUGCACCUAAAGUAAAUAGUGGAUAACACAUAUAACAAAGCAUCACCAAUAUUGAUAAAUAAGUCACCUUUGAUGGUUUGGAUUGGUCUCAAGGAUUUUAGGUAUGCAAAAUUUCUGAUUUUGAAAAGGUUUCUUUACACAUUUACUCAUACAGCCCUGGUUACCCUUGAAAAUGGAAAUCAAGUUGAUGAUGCUGUUGAAAAACUUAACAACAAAGAAUUUAAAGACAGCACUGUAACAGUAAAACCAGGCCAUAGCAAUCAGCUCAUUUGCAUUGCUCAUUUCCCACUUUCCUACACUGAAGCUCAAUUCAAGGAACUCUGCCAAAAAUAUGGAACUGUGGAAUACUGCUACAUAAUGAGAUCAGAUGAGAAUGGUGAGUCAUAAUGAUCAUUGAGAUUAAAUGUUAGUAUAGUGCCCAAAUUUUGAUAGUCAUUUAAUACUUACAGUAUAUUUUUGUCUUUACCCCAUUACAUAGAUCGCACCCUUAAUUUUGGGGUUGUCAAAGUGAGUACUCUUGAUUGACCCGCAGUUAGUGGAGUUACAUGGCCCUUGUUUAACAUAAAUGUAAUUAAUAUUUAAUAAACAGAAAUCACAAAAAUUUUUCUAUAAUAACUUGAAAGUGAACAGCAGUCUUCAUAAAUGAUGCGAUUCAAUAAAACUACCUCCUUGCCCUCUACUGAUGUGUAAGCAAGGGAGAAAAUGCUUUACCAACGUUUCCUUUAAAUGAUUAAUCCACACUGAAUAAUAAAAACCAAAAUUGUUGUCAAGUAGAUACGUCGCACCCCUGAUUUUAGUAAAACAUUUUGAAAUUAGAGUAAUCUCAACACAGCAAUAAUUACUUUUAAAAUAUCGACAUAUUUUUUCUAUAUAUUUAUAUUCUUCUGUUUAGGUGACGGGAAAGGUUAUGGCUUAGUAGAAUUUGCUGUUGACAGUGAACAGGCAAAGUUAAUUAAAUCAGAGAUUGACUGGAAAGUUGUAGAUGGUCAGACUUUGCAUGCAGAUUUUGUGGAGGAGUCAUGUCAGACUUGGGAACGAUUACAAUCAAGAUGUUUGCUUAUCAACAAUAUGCCGGAAAAUUUUGUGGAUGUGUCUAAACUCAGGGAAAUGUUUGGUGUAGUGACUAGCCCAGUUUACUGCCAGGUUAGUUAAUUUAUAAUUAAUUGUUGAGUUGUUUAUAGAAGCAACUGGUUUGCUUUCAAUUGUUGUAUUCUUUGUACUUCGUCAUUUAGAAAAGAACUCCUCUAAAAUGUCACGACCUGCUAUCAGAAAAUAGCAUAGAUUGGUAUGGUGCUCAGUAUAGUUGCAAAGCAAGAGCAUACAUAAUGAAUUAUAACCGAAUUUUUUUUAAUUGGACCACACAAGUAUAUUUUAAUAUGUUACAGGGAUGGGUAAAGCUCAAAUGGAGGUGCAGAGAGGUUAUAAGAUUUUAAGGGGAGUAGAGGAAUAGGGGGUUCAUCUUUUAUUGUGUGUGUUAAUAAAAAAAGUAUAAUUAUUACUAUUAUAUCUAUGUAUUAAAAAGUGGUUAACCUUAAUGCAGAAUAAUUAAAUUUUUUCUAAAAAAAUGUAAGGUAAAAUGCAUUAAUAAAAUAAAUUUGCAAAAUGUUCCUUAUUAUUUCCUGCUCUAAAAAAGUAAUAUUUCAGUAAACAUAUACCUUAACAAAUAUGUUUUUUUAUUUUUGCCCCACAAGAUUAUUGCAAAAGGAGAAAAAUCACUAGGCUAUGGCAUUGUUGAGUUUCGGACCGCAGAGGAUGCUGAACAAACUUGGUUUAAGUUAAGAGAUCAGAAAAUUCAAGAUAAAGAAGUGGUACUGACAUUCUGUAUACCUGGGAAGUCUGCUGUGGUCAUUAACAAUAGAAUUAUGUGGAAAUUUGUAAGUGCUUUGCUUUGCAACCUUUUCUUAAAUAUGACAAUCAUUGAAAAAAUUAGAAUUUGAAUUUUCUUGUUACUGGUGGUCUUAACAAUGUUGUAUUAUUUUAUUAGUUAGAGCAAGGCUGAUGAAGAAAACACAUUUUAUUAAGUAGAAAACAAAAUGCAGCAAUGUCACACAAACUCAUUUUGAUUCCUUAGGGUGAUAAGCUUACAAGAAGUAGCAGUCUCUUGCCCGAUCCUGUUUCAGCAAAGCCAGUGAUUGCUGGCAAUCCUAUAGUUAUGAGUCUUACAAAACUAAAUUCAGGGUGUAAGUAUUAAUUAUAAUUUUUUCUUUUUCACUUUUGCUAAAGUCGGCACACAUCCUGUCCUUGAAAUUUUAUUAAAUGAACUUGAAAUUAACUAAAGCUGAAUCACUAUUAUUAUUUAUUAUUAGUCUUCAUUUUAUAAAUUUAAAAAAUGUCAUACUGGUCAUUAAAUUGUUUGCAGUGAUGGAUGACUUCACCAAAGUUCUGGGGGAACUGCAGCAAGCAUAUGUUUCUCAAAUGAUGUCUCCAGUUAACAAACCAGGUAUUUUUUUUAAAGAUUAUCCUAUUUUGAUAAUUAAAAUUUUAAGUUACAACAAAAGACUUUAAUUCAGUUAAAUUUUGUAUAAGUGAUAAGUAUUUUAAAUUUAUGUAUUUUAAAAAUUGUCUUUGAAGUCACACGGUAACAUAUUAUAAAUUGAAUAGUCAAUGUAUAUAUAUAUAUAUAUAAAAUAUAAAAAAUUGUAUUUAGGUUUUUGGGAAAAAAUCAAAGUUUAUUAACUUUUAAUGGUCUAGGCAGUAUUAUUCAAUAUUGUUUUGUUUUUUUAUUUAAAGAAAUUAAGGCAGUCUUUACUACUCACUAAAGCUUAAUUUAACUGCUAAGAAGAAUAAAAAAAUCCCCCAAAAGAAAUCUAUACUAUGUUUCAAAGAUUAUAUGAAAUAUAUGUCACUCUCUAUGAACAAAAAUGCCAAACAUAAAAAAUCAAUUCCAUUAAAGGUAUCCAUGGUUCAAAGCUUGACUAGGAUUUGUGGAAAAAAAAACAAAUGAUCUUCACGCAUUCAAAUAUUUUUAAAUUUUCAUGUACAUAGUAAGAUACAUUUACAGAAAAAUUUGUUAUAAAAAUAUUGUCUUAGAAUUCUUACAGUUGCAGUUUGAGUUAUCUACAAAUGAAUUUUUUCAUUACAGUUAUUUUCAAGCCUUGUAAAUUGAUUAUACAUUUGUGUACAUAUUUAUUCAUAAGCUUAUUAUUGAAAGAAUAGCAACAAGGAAUGAUAAAUGGAAAUUGAGAUGGCACUAAAGCUGGCUAAAACUGUAUUGGAAUAAUAUGCCAAACUUUAAAAUUGUGUCUUCCUUUAUUUCUGCAUGAUAUCUUGUUCAGAUGCUUUGAAUAAUUUUUUUAUUGCAAUAUACUAAUAUAUUUGUUGUUUUUUUUCCAUUUGCAAUUUUUAAAAAAAAGUAUAUGAUUGUUCUAAAUGAACAAAGUAACUUGAAUUAUUAUAUAAUUAAAUACUUUCAAACUUAUAUAAUUUCUGAAUCUUAUAUUAUUAUAGAUAACUCAAAAAUUUUUAUGUAUUUGUUUUUCAAACAUUUCUUGAAAGGAUAACUACACCUUUCUAUAGUAUGGAAGUUAUUUGCACUUUUUUCAGACUAGUUUUUAUAAAAUGUAUAUGUUAAAGCUUUAUUGAUUUAUUUUAAAUUGGUUUAUGUUUUUAUAGUUUGUGUUAAAACCUGUCUUAAAAUGUCCAGAUUUGUGCAACAAGUAUUUUGUGGAAAGUUUUUAUGUUUAUUGAUGUAGUGUUGUGACUUCUUUCAGGGCCAGGCUGAUGGGUUUGGCAGUGAGAAAAGUGAAUUCCGUCUUCUACUUCCUUUUCAAGGCUCAGAUACUCAUGGUAGACUUGACUCGUCUCUGACACAGACAUACACAUUUGCUCCAAAUUACAAUUACACAUUCAGUUAGCUCUGGAUAGGUCAAAGUGGUUUGUGGAAACCUGACACAAUUUUUAACAGAAACUUUAACUCCAAUUUAAAAUCAAAAUUGCAAAUCACCUUGACCUGUCAGAAUUUGAUCAACUGCAUUUUCUUUGUUUUAGCUUUCUAUUCAGAUAAGAUUGCAGCUACAUAAAACUAUACAAACACGUCCAGUUCCACUGAAUCACUCACAAAAAGGGACCAAGUUUUUGUUGUGUUGGAGGCUCUUUGAUCUUCUGUCUGUCUCUCGUCUGUCUUCCAGAUUCCGGAUGAAUAAGUAUCAUCAUCUUUUUCCUGCUGUCUAUCUCUCGUCUGUCUUCAGUGCCUAAUGUCUGUUUAACAGUUUCCAUAGAAUAUGUUUUUCUUGAAAUUACUCUCUCUUUAUUGUCAAGCAAGAAGCUGUAAUUAUGUUCAUACCAUUUUUUCCAGUAUCCUCUUUGUCUUUCAUGUUAAUGUUCAAGUUCAAACAAGAUUUUUAUCCAUAUUCUAUAUUGUUCCAUUAUCAAUCAUAUUUCACCAAUGUUGCUCCCCUAUAUAUUUUACAUUUCAAAAACACUUACAUUGCUGCUGCCAAAAAAAAUAAUUAAAUGUCCAUCCCUUUCACCAUAGAGCUGAAAUGCCAUAAAUCAAUAAUGAGUUUUUGUUUGAUAGCAUACAUGAUCCAACAUCAGUUCUAGUAACUCCUGACCUUUAUCAUGUGUUCUUGUUGUCAAGUCAUCAGUUUAUAAUUGUGUUGCUCUUGACAUCCAUUUUAUGAGGCUGUUCCACUUGUUCUUGUGCUGCUGUUCAAAAGUCUUACGCUGCUACUGUUUUUUGUUGUUCGAUUUUAUAUAUAACUACAAGCAACAGGCUCUUUAACUUGAUCAAAAUGUGAAAAGGACAAGGAAAAAAAACCUUACAUUAUGAAUUCUAAAGCAAACCAUCUGUGAAUUUGAGACACAAUAUUAAGAGUAAAUAAGUUUUCUGCAAUGAGGCUAAAUUUGUUUCCUUGCCCCACCUAUGCCAUUUUGAUCAAGAAGAACAUGACAUAAAAUUGCUCUUAUGAAAGCUAGCAAUCCUGCAUUUGUUUACUUUAGGUCUCCUAGGCCCCGCACCAUCUCUUCCUCUGAGCCCAAUGAUGAACCCGAAUAUGCAGCUGGGUCUGCUUGUUAUGUUGGCAAUACACAUUCAAGCUGCUAAAAGGGAGCAGGUAACUUGGCUAAAUAUAGGGCGCUACAUUUAUAAAUGAUUGUCCUACUUGUUAUAUUAAUCAAAAAUGCUUUUCUGUGGUGGUAGUCAUUGCAUAAUAAGAUCAAUUUUUUCAAAGAAUUUUUUUGUAAACUUUCAUUUUUCACACAAUUGUAUAUACUUUUGUUUCCUUUCUCUGACAGUUUACUGGAGUUCUAGCUAAACAGUUAAAUACUUUGAGUGAGCAGGAUGGGAUCACUGAUGUAAGUAUUAAUUGUAAGGUCAUACUAGACAGCAGGGCUAGCCAUAUGGUCAUCAUAGAUAGCAGGGUUAGCCAUAAGGUCAUAGUAGAUAGGGGUAGCCAGCUGCUUGAAAGACUUGGAAUAAUUUUAGUUCAAUUAAACUGCCUGAAACAGCUUAUUAAGAUGUGUUGUUUAUUAUUUAGCAUAUUGUUAUUCAAUGGAAGCUUACCAGCCACUCAUUUCCCACCUCUGUUAAAUAGACUGAAAAGUAAGAAUAAACUUUAAAAUUUUUGUUUUUAUUGCUUACUUGAUUUAUAAAAAAUAUUUCAACUAGCUAUACUUUCUAUUGUUUCAAAAUAGUGAAAUCUUGACUGCCAUUAUUUGCCAAAUCUUGUCCACAGGCUAGAGGACCAAAACCAUCCAUCCUUGGUGAUCCGAUGACAGGACAAGCUAAUGUCAUACUCACUAGUCUAAAGCAGCAGCUGAACCAGGUGCCUCUUACAGGCGAGGACGGCAGAGACUUAAAAGAGCCUGAGGUCCCCGGUGAAAGACUAAAGUACAUUGUAAAAAAAUUUGUAGCCAAUGGACGCUACUUGAAUCUCAGUCUUCUAAACAAUUUAGGCCAGCUUCUCGUCACCAUGAAGCAGAGUGACAUUAGUGUUCGACCAGGUUAGUAUGUUUGGAAGAUGAUUUUAUUGGAAGCAUUUUACAGAUACAGAAAUUGAUACGAAGAAGGCUGAUCUCAGCUACUAAAUUGUGUACAAAUAUGAAACCACCCAAGUUGAGAAUCAAUUUCUUACUGUAAGUGCUUUCAAAGUGGCUGAUUAUUCUUUGGCUAAAAUAAAGGAGCACUAUGUCCUGUAAAAUGAAUUUAAAAAUAAAUGUAUUUGUGGUACUAGUCAAUGGAUCAAAGCCUGCAGGAUCUGUGCAUUGGCUCAAUUUAAAAGAAUAUACCUUUUGCAUUUAUUCCUAUCAUACUUAAAACUCAAUGUUAUCCAAGAAAACAUGUUCCUGUACUGUGUACUUGGUUCGUAAAAUUGAUAUGUUUUUUGUUUUUUUCCCUCUCUUCCUUUUAAAAGUGAGUGCAAAUAAGUUCUAUUACCUUACAAUGAACACAUUUAAUUGAUUGACAUUUUCAAAAUAGAUUAGAUUCUGCUUAGUGUGUGAUACAUGGAACCAUUUGUCUAUUAGUUUACUUUAGUCUCUUAGGGUAAUAGUUCAAAAGUUUUGCAAAGAAUUGAAAUGAAAAAGGGGAAACUUAGACUAUAGCCUUUAAGUGUCAUUUCAUUUGAUAUUACUUCUUAAUGUUUGGUAAUUCAUCAAAAUCUUCUUUUUUUCCAGGUGUUAAAGGCCAAUCCCUCUUAGGUCCAAUGCCAGGAGUAAACCCCCAGCCCCUCAUGAGCAAUCCUAUGGGUGGAAAGGGUACAUCACUCUUAGGAGAUCCUCCAAUUAUUUCACCUCAACCACUUAUGGGUACCAAUGUGGGCACUGCAAAUGUCAAUGCCUCCAUCAUGCAGGCCAUGGGACUUAAUGUGGGAAGCGGUAGCUCAAUGGGAAACAUGGGCCAUAGUCUUCUUAGCCAGAUCAGCCAAGGGUUAGUACAUCAGAUUGGACAAAAUCUUCUGUAUCAGAUGUCUGUGGGUCAAGGAGGUCAGGGAACAACUCCCAACACCUCUGGCCGAGGUCUUCUAGGAGAUAUUCCCAGUGAUGUUAAUCAGAAAAUAAAACCAAACGUUACAGGGGGAAAGUCUUCACUUCUUGGUGAACCCCCUGUGCACUUGAAGCAAACCACAACACAGAGUACUGGGACCAACACUCCCCUUGAUCAGGGAACUUGGAAAGGCAUAGACGCAAGGUAAUGUUUUGUUUUGUGUGCAUGCAAAAUGUGACAUCACUCCCAGAUUUAUUGUUUGUCUGAAACUUUUUUAACAUUGUUUAAAUACUAAAUAACUCACUUAUUAAUUUCCUUGGUGGCUGGCUAAUCCACAUAACUAUUUGACUUGUCUAAAAGCUAUUUUUAAAUCUUUCUCUUGAUAUAAUUUUUGUGCCGUUUGGCCGAAAAUAAUUACCACUUUGAGUUAAUAUCGAUCUGUGCCGUUUGUUUUUCUAUCUCUUUGUUUAUUUUAUUCACUAGCAUGAACUGGAUCCAUAUGUUUAAUUUGCUUUACUUUGAAAUCAAGAAUGAUAUGAAUUAAUUAUGGGGAGUCCAUCAAGUAAAUACAUUUCUAUGGUGAACUCUAAUCAACUUAACACAUAUGAAGAGAUUUUUAUUGUUUCAAUCAAACGUUUCACACUAGGAUAGGAAUAACUUGAAAAAAACUGAGGUUGGUACUUACCCAGAUAUGCAGAGUAUUAGCUCACCUGGAACAUUCUGGACCAGGAACACACAAAAAAAUGGUACCGGAUCAAUCCAGUGUCUUACAAAACAUUUUUUAACAAUUAGCACUUUUUUUUAACAUUUGCCAGAAUUAAAUAAACAAUAGGGAUUGGUGCAAAAUUAAAUGUAAGCUGAAUGUAACUACAAAGCUCUUGAUAUAAUAAUGUAAUAGUUGCGUAUUUUUUAAAAUUAUUUACGAUAAUCAAGGUAAUGCUUUUUUCAACGAAAAAAAAGAGUUCAUUCCAUAGAUGCCAGUAGCUGAUUGAAAACUUUGACACACAUUUUGGCAGCUCUUUUCAUUUUUUCAUACAUUAGAAUUUUUAAGUGAUUUUUGACGUUAUUUUAUUAUAUUUUUUUCUUUGUUAUGUUGUCUCAUUUUUGUGUGUGCCUAAUAUACUUAUAAUCGUGUGAAAAUUUAUCAAAAAUCUUUGGGGGAUGGACUUACAUAGACCUUUAUACAAAGCCUCUGCCCUUCGGUGCCCUUAUUUCUGCCUCCCACCACCCCCAUUCAAAAUUACAGUAAUAAAAUAUUUUUAUCUUUAAAAAAAAUCUCUGCCCACCCCCUCUCCUAUUUCUGGUUGUGGGUUGCCACAAAUUUAAUUGGCAAAUAUCAUCACUAAAAAUGUUGAGAAACGUUGGGCUAGGAUUAUAUCCUUACACUGUUAGUGUUUUGAAGCUUUCAGCGGUGACGCAAUCAUGAUCGCUACUGGUUCUAUGCAAGCACAUUUCACUUCUCCCCAUUAGUUGGAACAGUCUCUCAAUUUCUUCAGAUUAUUCCAGAAUUGUAAUUACCGGAGAGGCUGUAUAAAACUGCAGCUGGAUUACCCCCAUUCACUACUGACUAUUGUCUUCAUUUUUCUUUUCAGGAAAAAAAUGGAAAUGUCCUUUGAUGGUAACAAUCAAAUGGAUAGGUGAGUAUCAAUAUUGUAUAAACCAGGGGUGGGCAAACUACGGCCCCCAGGCCGCAAACUGAUAUUAUGCGCCCCUCGAAGGCAUUUGAAAAUAAAAAAAAUUACUUUGUUUUUAGGUUAUUUUGUAGAGUUUUACAGAAUUUCAUGUACCGUUAUGAUUGGUUUAACAUUUUUGAUCAAUUUUUUUUCUAAUUUACUUUUUCUUAAAAUGUCCUUGACUUUUGUCAUGUAAUGCUAAAGUGCAAAUUUACAGAUUUUAAUAUAGAGAAAUGUUUAUCUAUAUGUAAAAGUUAGACAUAAUAGGCCCCCCAAUAGCUUUACAUUUGUCAAUGUGGCCCUCUGCCCACCCCUGGUAAAAACUAAUCUAGAAAUCUACUUAUAUAAACUAUCGUUUUUGUCAUUCUAGCUGGUUAGCCAACAAAUAAAUUUGCAAAAGUUUUUACUAAAAAUCUUCUAUCCACAAGUUACCCUUUGAAAAUUUAAAAAAAAAAAAGCCUCUCAUUUUGUUUUCCGUUGUUUUUUUGUCUUUGUUUUUUUAAAUAACAUUUCUUGUUUUUCUGGGGUACGUGGGUAUGUAGCUAAUGUUUUCCCAUCAUGUGCUUAAUAUUAUGGUGGACAUUUAUGCAUUUGACUGUCUAAUUAAUUUCUUUGUUAAUUGCAGAUGGGGAAGUGGAGCUUAUGAGAGUGGCUACGGCAAUAAAAGUGGAGCCGGUGGUGGUUACAAUGACUACAGCUAUGGCAAUGAUUCCUAUGGUGUAAGUCAACUUUUAACAUAGCUUUAUCUUUAUAUUAUAAAAAAAAUAAUCAAAACCUUUAUAGAGCUAUAUUUCAUGCCUCACAUGAAGUGUUUCCCCUCUAAAUCAAAGUUUGCAGAUGGGUAUUGACACAAGGCUAUUUUAAAUAUAAACUCCCCUCUCCGUAUAUUCAAAUAAAAUAUGAAGUCUUCUAUAGGAACAGAACUAAAUAUUUUUUGUGGUUGUUGGCUUAAAAGGUUUCAGUAAUUAGAUGAUUGAUUGAUCUCAUUUCUUGUAUAUUUGAAAUGUUGUUUUAGGGCACCGUUAAUAAGGAUUAUUUCUUUCAAUGUAGGAAAUGGGAGGCUAUAGUGGUUAUGGUGAAGGAGAUUUAUACAAUGACCAAUCAGUGAGUAUUCAGUUUAGCUCACAUGAAAGGCAUGAUGUUGUUGUUAAUUGUGAGCGAGAAAGCUGACAGUGAAGUUAGUACCAGAUUUCAUUCCUGUUAUAAGAGGGCUUUCAGAAUUGUUUUUCAUAAAUGAAUAGAAUAAAUUUUUUGCUGAAAGAGAUACUCAUUGAUUGGGAGUUGAUAUUGAUCUUUCAAAUCCAUAAUUAUAUGGCUACCAUCAUUUGUGACCUUGAAAGAUUUUUAAAUUUAGAAUUUCCAAAUUCUAGAAAUUAAGCCUUUUUAAAUGUUCUUCAUCUAGUAUCUUGAAGUACACAAAUGAUAGGAACUUAAAGGCCCUUAACUGCAUGCACUGUUUUUCAUUGUUGUCUCCUUAUCUUGUUAUUUUAUUUGUCAAGUGUUCCUUUGCAAAUCGUCAUGCUCCUCUUUUUUGUUGUAUUAUUAAAAACCUAAAAUGUUAUGACUUUACAAGCUUUAUGUAUUAAGUUACGAAUAAAUUAACAGUUUUAUUUUUCAUUAAAUAAAUUAACGGUCUUGUUUAUAUUUUUGAAAAAAAAAUUCAAAAUAGGACACAUAAAAUAAAGAGAAGGAUAAUUGUGGUAUGUCCUUUAGACCAUUUAAUUGAAACAUGUCUUCUUGGCCUCACCACUGAGAGAACUAAGGGUAUCAAAAACUUAACACCAAAUAUGUUGUCUCCACGAUAAAUAGAAAUAAAAACUACUUUUUUUAUAUCACAUUUUAAAAAAAAUUCCAACUGUAUUGAGAUCAUUGCAUUCAGUUUCCAAAGAUUUGCUUUGCCUCAUUUCUUCAUCAUUUGCACAAAUCUCCCAUCAAUGUCAACAAACUGUACACAUUUUUGUUGAUUGGCUCAGCAUGUUGUCUUUUGUUUGGCUGUUCUAUAGUGCAUACCUACUUGUAGUUUGUUCAUCAUAGCGUCAUCGUGCAUGUGGUGAAAUGACCACCCACCCACAUGUUUGUUUCAGUAUUAUGGAUGCAAUGGACAAGUGGAUAAUGUCUACCAGACUGAUUAUGGUUAUCACAGCCAGGUACAUAUAAUGGCUGUCUUUUGUUUCUCAAUGAUUUAUCAUUUCAUUGCAAGGGCGUAGAAAAUAGCAACUAAAAUUUGUAAAUGUUUGAAGUGCAAAAAAAAAAAAAUUUGCUUAGCUUUUUUAAUGUUGUGAAUGCACAUGCAUUUAAUUCAGCUUAUAAUAACUAUAGACUUUGUAAUUCAUUUUCUUGCUAGACACAGGGAUAUGAUAGAUUCCUUUGGUUCUUUGUAAGUUUUUUCUUCAUUCAGCUAACCAUUUAUAGUAAUUCACAAUCUUUUAAUCAGACUAUGAAAACUUUGGUGGAGACUAAUAGAAAAUAACCCCAGAGUGUAUAAACUAAUUAAUUUUUGUUUAGUGCAGAAAGCAAAAUGUUGGUACUUUAUUGGUAUAGUUUUUUCUAAAAUUCUGUAUUUUUAAAAAUUGUUCUAAAACUUGUUUAAAAGUUCCAUUGCUAACCAUGACAAGCUUAUUGUAUGAACAGCUAUUCAGUUUUGUUUUGAUGUGCUUACUUUCCCAUGAAUAACACCAACACCCACCCCCCCCCCCCCCCCCCCCCCCCCGAUGCUGCUUGAAAUCUUGUAUUUGUCAUUGUGUUCAUUGCUGGGGAUAAUAAGCUCUAAACACGUCAUCACAAUUAUUGAUUUCAUUACAUUGAAGAAUAGAGACUUAUUUAGUUAGAAUUAUCUAGGACUGCUUUCUUAAGGUAUUUUUUUGUUGUUGUUAGUAAUGGUCUGUCUUCAUUGAAAUAAUUGAAGCUCCUUGUUUUUAAGCUAGUUUGUUGUGUGGUCUAAUACUUGACUUGCAAAUAUCAGCAAGUGAAAUUUUAAGUACAAAGAGAGGGUGAGGAGGGGUGGGCUUUGUAGUGUUAAAUAUGGCAUGAGUUUUUGUCAAAUUUGACAAGUCAGUGUGUCCUGGCAUGCAGGUUUGUCCUGACAUGCAGCUUUGUGCUGACAUGUUGGUGUGUCCUGACAAGUCAGUGCGUCCUUGCAUGCUGGUGUAUUGUAUGCAAUGCACUUUCACUGUGGGUUUGCACAUUGAUGUCUCUAACUGUUUGCAAUUGUUUGUUGAGUUGUUAAGGUGUAACGUCUUGUACUUUUCCAGUAUGGCACUGGCUAUGGUUCAGGUGUCGGAAUGGGUGGUACAAGCAGUAUGGGUGGUGCUGGGGGCCAUGGCAUGGGACAAGGCGGAAACCAAGCAUCAGGUGUGAAUUUCCAGGUACCAAGUUGUAGCCCUCAUUGGUUGAUAGCCAUUAAUCAUUGUGGGAUGGGGCAUCAUUAGAAUGGAUUCACAUGGUUCUCGCUUUAUAACAAAAAAAAUUCUGUACUCAACAAAAAAAUUGUGAUUAGCUUGAAAACACAUCGUGUUCAUUUUUAAAAAUAAGGGAACAUUUAGAAUCAUUUUUUUAUUUGAAUAAGAAGAUGACAUAAAAAGAAACGUGCAACUAAAUGUUUUCAUUGAUAUUUUAAGAUGGAGGACCAUUUGGUCAAUCCUUUGAGAAUGUGACCCUGAUCAUCCACAGUUAUUUCUUUUGUCACUGGAACACUGUUUUUUAACUUUUAUGUUAUUUUGAACUUUGGACAAUGUUAAAUUUAGUUUGAUGUUCAUUAAGUUGAAACACAUAGCCCAAUCUAGAACCCUGACAUUUACCCUGGUAGAGGUGUUCUGUAUGAACUCUUGACCUACACAAGAAUAUGGAAAAAUAUUUUUUCAGUGGAGAGUGCUCAUUUGUUUUGUACCAUACAAGACCUAUGAAAGAUAGAAAUAUAGCAUUUAUAUCCUUAAUAAUAAGCUCAGUACCCUAGCACUAUUUCUACUUUUAAUGUACAAAUGAUGAAAGGAAACCCUGAUAAUUACUUUUUUGAAAAGUGCUGACCUGUCCUUGAAAUUAAAAUGUAAGGUAUUUGUUUUGGACAGCAAUGUAAGUCCCAAGUGUAGUGCAACCUGUUCACCUUCAGCCUGUUCACCUGAGAUUUGUUUUAAUUGUCAUUUCUAUUCUGCAGGAUGGACAAACUUUCGGCAAAGGAGGCAGCGGUGGCCUUGGCCAAGAUAGUUCCAAAUUUGGGGGGGAUAGUUAUGGGACAGGGACAGGUGGUUAUGGGAUAGGGACAGGCGGUUAUGGGACAGGGACAGGCGGUUAUGGGACGGGGACAGGCGGUUAUGGGACGGGAACAGGUGGUUAUGGGACAAGUGGUUACGGUUAUGGGGGAAGGGAAGACCUUGGGAAUGGGUAUGAUCCUUAUGGAUCUGUAUCAGGCUCAUAUAAUACAUCCAUGGAUGAUUCAAUGGGUGGUGGGGGCACUGGC